Messenger RNA from Cladophialophora psammophila CBS 110553, 894 nucleotides. RefSeq lists its product as uncharacterized. Gene Ontology annotation, biological process: pteridine-containing compound metabolic process. The record is from RefSeq and is a predicted model, not a curated record. NCBI's taxonomy places the organism in Eukaryota, Fungi, Ascomycota, Eurotiomycetes, Chaetothyriales, Herpotrichiellaceae. The coding region runs from base 1 to 894 and encodes 297 amino acids. The transcript has 2 exons.
AUGGCUUCUCGUGGUCAAGGAAACGAACAACAGGGGGAUAGAUCUGCUGCGGCCGAAAACCCUGACGAGUCAGGCGGACAUGCCGUGACCCUUACAUCUACCUUAGUCGAUAUCAAUGCCCUAUUUUCGGCUUGGACACGUCUCCAAAAUAUUAACCACAACGUGGAAGUGUCUCAAAAGGAGUCACGCGAAAUGGAAAGGUUUCUCUGGACAGGCGUCGACAAUUUGUGGCAUCAACUUGGUUCUUCGGAACGGAAAUGCCAGGAUUACUAUCGUGCCUACACCGCCGCCGAAAAAGAUCGGGCCGCCAUAACCAACGAAAUACAGACACUCACCGAACAGACCCAGUCUUUGCGAGAAGACUUGAGAGAUGAGAGAAAACUGACGAAUCUCGCAAACGUUAAGGCCAACGAACUGACUGCCAUCUCCACCCACCUAUCGGAGAGAAAUAUUCUUUUGGAACAAGAGCUUCAAGAGUGCCACCAAAAGAUUCGAAUAUUGGAAGACACAGCCCUGAAAAUGCAAGCCAUGGAAAGGACGGACUUGUCUCCGAAGAAGAUCACAUAUGGUCCUCUCGACAAUAAUCAGGACCGGUCAUCCGAGGCGCGGCUUUUGAAACUCGAGGCUGAAAUGGGAAAAAUGGAGGCUGAACACAAUAGCGUGGUGCGAGGAUAUAAAAAGUCAUUAGCUGACCUCACCGAACAGCUUUCAAUGGCGGAGAAGAAAUUACUUAUUUCUGAGAGGAAAGGAAACAUAGUGGAUGUGGGAGUCGAGUCGGUCAGACCCUCUGCUGUCGAAAGUUCUCCAUUUUCAUCUAGUUGUCGAGAAACUAGAUCGAAGACAAAGAAGGCAAGCAAAAAAGGAAAGAAGUUGACUAUUACAACGCAGAGCUAA